This is a messenger RNA of Penicillium samsonianum, 1998 nucleotides long. RefSeq names its product flavin-containing monooxygenase. The record is from RefSeq and is a predicted model, not a curated record. The transcript has a single exon. Lineage: Eukaryota; Fungi; Ascomycota; Eurotiomycetes; Eurotiales; Aspergillaceae. The coding region runs from base 1 to 1998 and encodes 665 amino acids.
AUGCCAGAGAAAUCCCUUGCUAGCCCAGAGGGUCCCGCUCUCGAUCAACCUACCACCAAUAUAUCCAAUAUAGCCAAGAUGAGCGAACACGAUCUGCAGAAGAUACAAGAUCAGUAUGACGUGGAACGCAAGAAACGCCUGCGCCCUGACGGACCAACCCAAUAUGUGGGCUUGACCGAUGAAUCCACGAAAAGUGUUCAUUCGAACGGAAAUAUCGCGAUCGACAACAAUCUGCUCCAGCAGAAGAAUGUCCGGGUCCUCAUUAUCGGUGCUGGGUUUGGAGGACUGCUGUUCGCAGUGCGACUGCUCCAGUCGGGAUUUCUUCGUGCGAUUGAGAUCCUCUUCGUGGAUACAGCAGGUGGCUUUGGAGGAACGUGGUGGUGGAACAAAUAUCCCGGCUUAGCCUGUGAUGUCGAAGGUUACACUUACAUGCCCUUGCUAGAGGAAACAAAGUACAUGCCGUCGCAAAAGUAUGUCACCGGGCAUGAAUUGAGAGAACACGCGAAUCGCAUUGCCAGUCAAUGGAAUCUCAGUGAACGGGCUUUGUUUCAGACUGUAGUCAACAAGUUGGCUUGGAAUGACCAGGAUUGUCAAUGGACAAUUCAUAUCACACCAUAUGGCCAGUCACCCACUGCAAUACAAUCUGAUUUUGUCAUUUUGGCUACCAGGUUGCUGAAUUCCCCGAAAAUACCAAAAUUGGACGGGCUUGAGACCUACAAGGGGAAGGUUUUCCACACCUCGCGCUGGGACUAUGAUUACACUGGAGGAAGUCCAAGCAGCCCAACCAUGCAUAGACUACAAGACAAGACAAUUGGAUUUGUCGGAACCGGUGCAUCUGCCAUCCAAGCGAUCCCACACCUUGCCCAGUGGGCAAAGAAAGUGAUUGUGUUUCAGCGCACACCAUCUUCUGUAGAUUGGCGUCACAACCACUCCACAGAUCCCACCUGGUGGGCGAAAAUGGUCCAAGAAGGAGGCUCUGGGUGGCAACGAGAUCGCAUGGAGAAUUUCAACGCCUUCCCCUCGAACGAGAAUCCGCUCCCAGAUGUAGACCUUGUCGAUGAUGGUUGGACGAACAUGCCGUCGUUCAGUGUACUGAUCGGAAGUCCCUCCGGCCUUGACCCGGACCAUCUGACGCGGAUGCAUCAAUUGGAUUUGCAUCGUCAAGAGGCGAUCCGCCGUCGCGUGGAAACCACAGUGACCGAUCAAGCGACUGCUCGUGUUCUGAAGCCUUGGUAUCCUGGGUGGUGCAAACGGCCGUGCUUCAGUGACGACUUUCUCACGGCAUUCAACCAGCACAAUGUUUUCCUGGUGGACACUAAUGGAAAAGGGGUUCGGACUGUGACAGAUCGAGGGAUCUUGGCAGGGGACCAAGAGUAUGAAGUGGAUGCCAUCAUUUUUGGAACAGGCUACAGUCUUGGAGGUUGUGGGGAUCUGACUAUCACCGGACGGAACAACCAGAUCCUGCAGGACAAAUGGCAGAAGGGACUGACUUCACUCCAUGGAGUGAUGACCAAUGGGUUUCCUAACCUGUUUUUCCCGGGUCCGUAUCAAACAGGAGCGUCCGCAAACCAGGUCUAUGUUCUCGACCAGCUUGCCGUUCAUGUCGCCCACAUCCUUUCGGAAUCUGGCAAGUUAACUUCGGAGGCUGGAAAUUUAACUUCGGAAGCCGACAAGUUGAAUUCGGAAGCCUGCAAGUUGAACUCGGGACGAAACUCAAAUGUCACCGUUGCCGGGUUUACUAUUGAGCCUAGCUCUCGCUCGGAAGGAGAAUGGACUGCCAAGGUUUUGAUGAGAGCACGAGCACUGGGGGGUGUUUUGAAUUGCACUCCGGGGUACUUCAAUCGGGAAGGACUCCAAUUUGACGACCUUGAAGCCUUGUGGGCGGCACACUUCAGUAUCUGGGGAGAGGGGAUUAAGAGUUAUGUGAAAGAGAUUGAGGACUGGCGACAGACGGGUGGGUUGGUCGGACUUGAUAUUCAGUCUCUACAUGGCGCGUAG